Messenger RNA from Podarcis lilfordi (Lilford's wall lizard), 5631 nucleotides. The record is from the annotation of a GenBank genome assembly. NCBI's taxonomy places the organism in Eukaryota, Metazoa, Chordata, Lepidosauria, Squamata, Lacertidae.
CCUGGGCCUGGGCCUGGGCCUGGGCCCUGGGCCUGGGCCUGGGCCUGGGCCUGGGCCUGGGCCUGGGCCUGGGCCUGGGCCUGGGCCUGGGCCUGGGCCUGGGCCUGGGCCUGGGCCUGGGCCUGGGCCUGGGCCUGGGCCUGGGCCUGGGCCUGGGCCUGGGCCUGGGCCUGGGCCUGGGCCUGGGCCUGGGCCUGGGCCUGGGCCUGGGCCUGGGCCUGGGCCUGGGCCUGGGCCUGGGCCUGGGCCCUGGGCCUGGGCCUGGGCCUGGGCCUGGGCCUGGGCCUGGGCCUGGGCCUGGGCCUGGGCCUGGGCCUGGGCCUGGGCCUGGGCCUGGGCCUGGGCCUGGGCCUGGGCCUGGGCCUGGGCCUGGGCCUGGGCCUGGGCCUGGGCCUGGGCCUGGGCCUGGGCCUGGGCCUGGGCCUGGGCCUGGGCCUGGGCCUGGGCCUGGGCCUGGGCCUGGGCCUGGGCCUGGGCCUGGGCCUGGGCCUGGGCCUGGGCCUGGGCCUGGGCCUGGGCCUGGGCCCUGGGCCUGGGCCUGGGCCUGGGCCUGGGCCUGGGCCUGGGCCUGGGCCUGGGCCUGGGCCCUGGGCCUGGGCCUGGGCCUGGGCCUGGGCCUGGGCCUGGGCCUGGGCCUUGGCCUGGGUCUGAGCCUGGGCCUGGGCCUGGGCCUGGGCCUGGGCCUGGGCCUGGGCCUGGGCCUGGGCCUGGGCCUGGGCCUGGGCCUGGGCCUGGGCCCUGGGCCUGGGCCUGGGCCUGGGCCCUGGGCCUGGGCCUGGGCCUGGGCCUGGGCCUGGGCCUGGGCCUGGGCCUGGGCCUGGGCCUGGGCCUGGGCCUGGGCCCUGGGCCUGGGCCUGGGCCUGGGCCUGGGCCUGGGCCUGGGCCUGGGCCUGGGCCUGGGCCUGGGCCUGGGCCUGGGCCUGGGCCUGGGCCUGGGCCUGGGCCUGGGCCUGGGCCUGGGCCUGGGCCUGGGCCUGGGCCUGGGCCUGGGCCUGGGCCCUGGGCCUGGGCCCUGGGCCUGGGCCUGGGCCCUGGGCCUGGGCCUGGGCCUGGGCCUGGGCCUGGGCCUGGGCCUGGGCCUGGGCCUGGGCCUGGGCCUGGGCCUGGGCCUGGGCCUGGGCCUGGGCCUGGGCCUGGGCCUGGGCCUGGGCCUGGGCCUGGGCCUGGGCCUGGGCCUGGGCCUGGGCCUGGGCCUGGGCCUGGGCCUGGGCCUGGGCCUGGGCCUGGGCCUGGGCCUGGGCCUGGGCCUGGGCCUGGGCCUGGGCCUGGGCCUGGGCCUGGGCCUGGGCCUGGGCCUGGGCCUGGGCCUGGGCCUGGGCCUGGGCCUGGGCCUGGGCCUGGGCCUGGGCCUGGGCCUGGGCCUGGGCCUGGGCCUGGGCCUGGGCCUGGGCCUGGGCCUGGGCCUGGGCCUGGGCCUGGGCCUGGGCCUGGGCCUGGGCCUGGGCCUGGGCCUGGGCCUGGGCCUGGGCCUGGGCCUGGGCCUGGGCCUGGGCCUGGGCCUGGGCCUGGGCCUGGGCCUGGGCCUGGGCCUGGGCCUGGGCCUGGGCCUGGGCCUGGGCCUGGGCCUGGGCCUGGGCCUGGGCCUGGGCCCUGGGCCUGGGCCUGGGCCUGGGCCUGGGCCUGGGCCUGGGCCUGGGCCUGGGCCUGGGCCUGGGCCUGGGCCCUGGGCCUGGGCCUGGGCCUGGGCCUGGGCCUGGGCCUGGGCCUGGGCCUGGGCCUGGGCCUGGGCCUGGGCCUGGGCCUGGGCCUGGGCCUGGGCCUGGGCCUGGGCCUGGGCCUGGGCCUGGGCCUGGGCCUGGGCCUGGGCCUGGGCCUGGGCCUGGGCCUGGGCCUGGGCCUGGGCCUGGGCCUGGGCCUGGGCCUGGGCCUGGGCCUGGGCCUGGGCCUGGGCCUGGGCCUGGGCCUGGGCCUGGGCCUGGGCCUGGGCCUGGGCCUGGGCCUGGGCCUGGGCCUGGGCCUGGGCCUGGGCCUGGGCCUGGGCCUGGGCCUGGGCCUGGGCCUGGGCCUGGGCCUGGGCCUGGGCCUGGGCCUGGGCCUGGGCCUGGGCCUGGGCCUGGGCCUGGGCCUGGGCCUGGGCCUGGGCCUGGGCCUGGGCCUGGGCCUGGGCCUGGGCCUGGGCCUGGGCCUGGGCCUGGGCCUGGGCCCUGGGCCUGGGCCUGGGCCUGGGCCUGGGCCUGGGCCUGGGCCUGGGCCUGGGCCUGGGCCUGGGCCUGGGCCUGGGCCCUGGGCCUGGGCCUGGGCCUGGGCCUGGGCCUGGGCCUGGGCCUGGGCCUGGGCCUGGGCCUGGGCCUGGGCCUGGGCCUGGGCCUGGGCCUGGGCCUGGGCCUGGGCCUGGGCCUGGGCCUGGGCCUGGGCCUGGGCCUGGGCCUGGGCCUGGGCCUGGGCCUGGGCCUGGGCCUGGGCCUGGGCCUGGGCCUGGGCCUGGGCCUGGGCCUGGGCCUGGGCCUGGGCCUGGGCCUGGGCCUGGGCCUGGGCCUGGGCCUGGGCCUGGGCCUGGGCCUGGGCCUGGGCCUGGGCCUGGGCCUGGGCCUGGGCCCUGGGCCUGGGCCUGGGCCUGGGCCUGGGCCUGGGCCCUGGGCCUGGGCCUGGGCCUGGGCCUGGGCCUGGGCCCUGGGCCUGGGCCUGGGCCUGGGCCUGGGCCUGGGCCUGGGCCUGGGCCUGGGCCUGGGCCUGGGCCUGGGCCUGGGCCUGGGCCUGGGCCCUGGGCCUGGGCCUGGGCCUGGGCCUGGGCCUGGGCCUGGGCCCUGGGCCUGGGCCUGGGCCUGGGCCUGGGCCUGGGCCUGGGCCUGGGCCUGGGCCUGGGCCUGGGCCUGGGCCCUGGGCCUGGGCCUGGGCCUGGGCCUGGGCCUGGGCCUGGGCCUGGGCCUGGGCCUGGGCCUGGGCCUGGGCCUGGGCCUGGGCCUGGGCCUGGGCCCUGGGCCUGGGCCUGGGCCUGGGCCUGGGCCUGGGCCUGGGCCCUGGGCCUGGGCCUGGGCCUGGGCCUGGGCCUGGGCCUGGGCCUGGGCCUGGGCCUGGGCCUGGGCCUGGGCCUGGGCCUGGGCCUGGGCCUGGGCCUGGGCCUGGGCCUGGGCCUGGGCCCUGGGCCUGGGCCUGGGCCUGGGCCUGGGCCUGGGCCUGGGCCCUGGGCCUGGGCCUGGGCCUGGGCCUGGGCCUGGGCCUGGGCCUGGGCCUGGGCCUGGGCCUGGGCCUGGGCCUGGGCCUGGGCCUGGGCCUGGGCCUGGGCCUGGGCCCUGGGCCUGGGCCUGGGCCUGGGCCUGGGCCUGGGCCUGGGCCUGGGCCUGGGCCUGGGCCUGGGCCUGGGCCUGGGCCUGGGCCUGGGCCUGGGCCUGGGCCUGGGCCUGGGCCUGGGCCUGGGCCUGGGCCUGGGCCUGGGCCUGGGCCUGGGCCUGGGCCUGGGCCUGGGCCUGGGCCUGGGCCUGGGCCUGGGCCCUGGGCCUGGGCCUGGGCCUGGGCCUGGGCCUGGGCCUGGGCCUGGGCCUGGGCCUGGGCCUGGGCCUGGGCCCUGGGCCUGGGCCUGGGCCUGGGCCUGGGCCUGGGCCUGGGCCUGGGCCUGGGCCUGGGCCUGGGCCUGGGCCUGGGCCUGGGCCUGGGCCUGGGCCUGGGCCUGGGCCUGGGCCUGGGCCUGGGCCUGGGCCUGGGCCUGGGCCCUGGGCCUGGGCCCUGGGCCUGGGCCUGGGCCUGGGCCUGGGCCUGGGCCUGGGCCUGGGCCUGGGCCUGGGCCUGGGCCUGGGCCUGGGCCCUGGGCCUGGGCCUGGGCCUGGGCCUGGGCCCUGGGCCUGGGCCUGGGCCUGGGCCCUGGGCCUGGGCCUGGGCCUGGGCCUGGGCCUGGGCCCUGGGCCUGGGCCUGGGCCUGGGCCUGGGCCUGGGCCUGGGCCUGGGCCCUGGGCCUGGGCCCUGGGCCUGGGCCUGGGCCUGGGCCUGGGCCCUGGGCCUGGGCCUGGGCCUGGGCCUGGGCCUGGGCCUGGGCCUGGGCCUGGGCCUGGGCCCUGGGCCUGGGCCCUGGGCCUGGGCCUGGGCCUGGGCCUGGGCCUGGGCCUGGGCCCUGGGCCUGGGCCUGGGCCUGGGCCUGGGCCUGGGCCUGGGCCUGGGCCUGGGCCUGGGCCUGGGCCUGGGCCUGGGCCUGGGCCUGGGCCUGGGCCUGGGCCUGGGCCUGGGCCUGGGCCUGGGCCUGGGCCUGGGCCUGGGCCUGGGCCUGGGCCUGGGCCUGGGCCUGGGCCUGGGCCUGGGCCUGGGCCUGGGCCUGGGCCUGGGCCUGGGCCUGGGCCUGGGCCUGGGCCUGGGCCUGGGCCUGGGCCUGGGCCCUGGGCCUGGGCCUGGGCCUGGGCCUGGGCCUGGGCCUGGGCCUGGGCCCUGGGCCUGGGCCUGGGCCUGGGCCUGGGCCUGGGCCUGGGCCUGGGCCCUGGGCCUGGGCCUGGGCCUGGGCCCUGGGCCUGGGCCUGGGCCUGGGCCUGGGCCUGGGCCUGGGCCUGGGCCUGGGCCUGUGCCUGGGCCUGGGCCUGGGCCUGGGCCUAGGCCUGGGCCUGGGCCUGGGCCUGGGCCUGGGCCUGGGCCUGGGCCUGGGCCCUGGGCCUGGGCCUGGGCCUGGGCCUGGGCCUGGGCCUGGGCCUGGGCCUGGGCCUGGGCCCUGGGCCUGGGCCUGGGCCUGGGCCUGGGCCUGGGCCUGGGCCUGGGCCUGGGCCUGGGCCUGGGCCUGGGCCUGGGCCUGGGCCUGGGCCUGGGCCUGGGCCUGGGCCUGGGCCUGGGCCUGGGCCUGGGCCCUGGGCCUGGGCCCUGGGCCUGGGCCUGGGCCUGGGCCUGGGCCUGGGCCUGGGCCUGGGCCUGGGCCUGGGCCUGGGCCUGGGCCUGGGCCUGGGCCUGGGCCUGGGCCUGGGCCUGGGCCUGGGCCUGGGCCCUGGGCCUGGGCCUGGGCCUGGGCCUGGGCCUGGGCCUGGGCCUGGGCCUGGGCCUGGGCCCUGGGCCUGGGCCUGGGCCUGGGCCUGGGCCUGGGCCUGGGCCUGGGCCUGGGCCUGGGCCUGGGCCUGGGCCUGGGCCUGGGCCUGGGCCUGGGCCUGGGCCUGGGCCUGGGCCUGGGCCUGGGCCUGGGCCCUGGGCCUGGGCCUGGGCCUGGGCCUGGGCCUGGGCCUGGGCCUGGGCCCUGGGCCUGGGCCUGGGCCUGGGCCUGGGCCUGGGCCUGGGCCUGGGCCUGGGCCUGGGCCUGGGCCCUGGGCCUGGGCCUGGGCCUGGGCCUGGGCCUGGGCCUGGGCCUGGGCCUGGGCCUGGGCCCUGGGCCUGGGCCUGGGCCCUGGGCCUGGGCCUGGGCCUGGGCCUGGGCCUGGGCCUGGGCCUGGGCCCUGGGCCUGGGCCUGGGCCUGGGCCUGGGCCUGGGCCUGGGCCUGGGCCCUGGGCCUGGGCCUGGGCCUGGGCCUGGGCCUGGGCCCUGGGCCUGGGCCUGGGCCCUGGGCCUGGGCCUGGGCCUGGGCCCUGGGCCUGGGCCCUGGGCCUGGGCCUGGGCCUGGGCCUGGGCCUGGGCCUGGGCCUGGGCCUGGGCCCUGGGCCUGGGCCUGGGCCUGGGCCCUGGGCCUGGGCCUGGGCCUGGGCCUGGGCCUGGGCCCUGGGCCUGGGCCCUGGGCCUGGGCCUGGGCCUGGGCCUGG